Manduca sexta (tobacco hornworm) is the source of this 510-nucleotide messenger RNA. RefSeq names its product delta-aminolevulinic acid dehydratase-like. The transcript is spliced from 3 exons. The record is from RefSeq and is a predicted model, not a curated record. Gene Ontology annotation, molecular function: zinc ion binding; porphobilinogen synthase activity. Bases 1 to 510 code for a protein of 169 amino acids. NCBI's taxonomy places the organism in Eukaryota, Metazoa, Arthropoda, Insecta, Lepidoptera, Sphingidae. Gene Ontology annotation, biological process: heme biosynthetic process. Gene Ontology annotation, cellular component: cytosol.
AUGAGCCAGCUAUACGUGAGCGCGGAACAUGUCCUGCAAGGUGGCUACCACCAUGCCACACUGCGAAGGCUGCAGGAGCCUAACACUACAAUAGAACCCCAUAAUAUUAUGUACCCAGUGUUUUUGCUAGAAGACGACAAUGCUAAACAAGAAGUGGCCAGCAUGCCAAAUGUAUAUAGAUAUGGUAUCAACGAGCUGAUCCCAGUGUUAAAAGAUUUGGUGGCGAAAGGACUCAAAUCCAUACUUAUAUUUGGAAUCAUUGAAACUUUGCCCAAGGACCCGACCGGCUCGCACGCGGACUCGGCGCAGAACCCUGUGAUCCGAGCGCUGCCGAGGCUCCGCGCGGAGCUGCCGUCGCUGCUGCUGGCGUGCGACGUGUGCCUCUGCCCGUACACCUCGCACGGACACUGCGGCCUGCUGACCGACUCCGGCGCAAUCGACCAUGCUGCAUCUGUUAAAGGAUCGCGGAGGUCGCACUCGCUUAUGCAUUGGCUGGUAAGGUUUUUAUAA